UAAUAGUAGUAUUUCCUUUUCUCUUUUCUGCAAAAAAAAACACUCCCAUUGCCACUGCAUCCGUGCUGAGAGAGCGAGGGAGAAGAGAGGGAAAAGCCGUUCAGAACAGAGAGAGAGAGAGAGUGUGUCUGUAUGAGCUGAGAAGCAGAAGCAUAUAACGAUAGCAAUGGUGUCGGACGAGGAGAUAGCGCAAACCGUGGAGACAGUUCUCCGUCACUCAGACCCCAACGCCGUCACAUCUCUCAACGGCGUCGUGCAGUGCCUGGAGGCCAAGCUAGGGCUGAGCCUCGCGCACAAAUCCGACUUCAUCAGAGACCAGAUCACCUUCCUCCUCCGCUCCCACCCCGUUUCCAGAGAACACCUGCCCCCUCAACCCCAUCCAUUUCCACAACCCCCUCAUUUCUCUCUCCACCACCAAACUCACCCUGCCUACCCGCAGCCGCCGCCGAAAGAAGAGAAUGCGGCAGCAAAUGCCUCUGAAACGCACAAAGGAAGAGCUCCAGCAGGAACCAAAAGAAGGGGUGGUCCGGGAGGUCUAAACAAACUAUGUGGUGUUUCACCUAAACUACAGGCGAUUGUUGGGCAGCCGGAAUUGCCAAGGACGGAGAUAGUGAAGCAGCUGUGGGUGUAUAUUAGGAAGCACAACCUUCAGGAUCCAGAGAACAAGAGAAAGAUUAUCUGUGAUGAUGCUCUGCGAUUGGUUUUUGAGACAGACUGCACUGACAUGUUCAAGAUGAAUAAGCUGUUGGCAAAGCACAUUUUGCGACUUGAUCCAACGAAAGAACCAGUUCAAGCCAAGAAAUCAAAAGUUGAAGAUGAUUCUACUAAGCAAAGUUCCGAUCCCAGUCUUCUUCCUGUGGCGAUAUCAGAUGAACUAGCUAAAUUUUUUGGAACUGGGGAAAAAGAGAUGCUUCGGUCGGAAGCCUUGGGUCUUGUCUGGGAGUACAUACAAGCUAACCAACUAGAGGAUCCACUGAGUUCUAUGGUUAUUCACUGCGAUGGGAAGCUUCAAGAGCUUUUAGGGUGUGAAAGCAUUUCUGCUUUGGGAAUUCAGGAGAUGCUUUUACGCCAUCAUUUGCCGAAGCAGUGUUAAUGUGUUCUUUUAUGUGAAUGCUCUAACCUUCUUCCACACGGCAAUUCUUUAACGUGCGCGGACGCCCACUCAAGAUGAGAUCACAAUCGUCUCUCUCCUACCCCUAAUCAGAGAGAUGGAUAACAUUGGAAAGAGGGAAAUCUUGGAUCCCUGUACAGUAAUUAGCCUAUUCCACCUUCUCCUGAAACCAGCAAACCGGUAGUGUCAACUUCACCAUUGUCUUUUACACACCUAUAUCUCUUUCGAGAAUCUAGAGCUCACAAUCCACGUACUUCCUCCUUGUUUGAGCUAAUCAACCUAUCAUUCCUACACAUGCACUGAAUCUUGAAUGUGCAUGUUCUAUGGAUGAAAUACGGAGACAAUAGUGUUCAUUAGUUCUUGACUUCUAUAGUAGUGUAGGUUGAACUUCAUUGACAUGGUAUGAUGUGGUUUCUGGAUGCGACUUCAACCAAAAAUAUAUUUUUCCUCAUAUGAUAGCAAUUGAUGGCAUAUGAUGUGUUCUCGAUUUGAUUCUGAUGAGGUGAUGAGGUUGUUCUGCUACUUGUGUUGUGGUGAAGCAAUACUAUGAUGAUAAUGUUAUGGGAUAUGAUGUUCACUAGAGUUGUGUAUACCAGUGAGUAGGAUUUUAAGGUAAAGAACAAUAACAAAACUAUAGGGCUAAUUAUGUGUGUAGCUUGCACAGAAAAUCAUCAUAUAAUGCAGCUGCGAACUUUUACUCUACUUAAUGGAAUUCACUAGCAAAAUAACACCAUCGAGUUGCGAUAGCACCACAAUUGAUCAUCCAUUUCUUCAACUGUUGCAGGUAUCUCUACACUGUAGCUUGCUAGUUGUUUAUGAUGACAUGACUGAUGCUGAUGGAGAUGUAAUUUUAGUUUCUUUUGACUCGUCUAAUGUUUAGAUGCUAUGGCGACGUCACUCACAGGUAGUGACUAAGAUCCGAGUGCAUCCUAGUUACACCAGAUGUGGGCUAUACUUGUUUUGUAAUUAUGCUGCCGUAGCUUGUUUAGGGUGUUCUUUCUUUUCUCUCUGGCUUCACCUCUACUGCCGUUGUAACGGAUAGGAUGCAAUAGUUAGUACAUGACUUGACUGUGAACACCUUUUGAUUGGUGUACAGAUGCCUCUUGUAUGGCAAAGAUAUGUAUCCUGCAAGUUCUAAUGCCCUCUUUUCUUGUAAUGA
This is a messenger RNA of Salvia splendens (bonfire salvia), 2270 nucleotides long. RefSeq lists its product as uncharacterized. Bases 167 to 1093 code for a protein of 308 amino acids. NCBI's taxonomy places the organism in Eukaryota, Viridiplantae, Streptophyta, Magnoliopsida, Lamiales, Lamiaceae. The record is from RefSeq and is a predicted model, not a curated record. The transcript has 6 exons.